Messenger RNA from Rhinolophus ferrumequinum (greater horseshoe bat), 2264 nucleotides. RefSeq names its product keratin 79 (gene KRT79). Lineage: Eukaryota; Metazoa; Chordata; Mammalia; Chiroptera; Rhinolophidae. Gene Ontology annotation, biological process: intermediate filament organization; keratinization. The record is from RefSeq and is a predicted model, not a curated record. Bases 164 to 1765 code for a protein of 533 amino acids. Gene Ontology annotation, cellular component: keratin filament. The transcript has 9 exons. Gene Ontology annotation, molecular function: structural constituent of skin epidermis.
CCACAGGGCCUCUCCCUCUCCUCCUGGGGCGAUGGGGCAGGAGUGCCUAUGGCACCGAGGACCCAGCCCAGCUGGGAAAAGAUAAAACGCCCGUCAGUUGCCCAGAAGCUCACUGUGCUUCCUCCCAGCUCUCUCAGCCUCUGCUCCGGCCCCUCUGACAGCCAUGAGGUCCUCUGUAUCUCGGCGGACGUACUCUACCAAAGGCGGCUUCAGCUCCAACUCUGCCAGUGGAGGGGGUGGGUCCAGAGCCCACACCAGCUUCAGCUCAGUGACGAUGUCCCGGAACAGUGGCAGUGGUGGAGGGACCCGCAGUGGUCUCAGCACUGGUGGCUUUGGCAGCCGGAGCCUCUAUAACUUGGGGGGCAGUAAGAGCAUCUCGGUCAGUGUGGCUGGAGGGGCCUCCUCAGGGCGGGCCCUGGGAGGCUUCGGCCAUGGCAGUGGGGCCUACAUGGGCCUGGGGGCUGGCAGGCAGACAUUCGGGCCCGCCUGUCCUCCUGGCGGUAUCCAGGAGGUCACCAUCAAUCAGAGCCUGCUGACCCCCCUCAAUGUGGAGAUCGACCCGGAGAUCCAGCGGGUGCGCACCCAGGAGCGGGAGCAGAUCAAGACCCUCAACAACAAGUUCGCCUCCUUCAUCGACAAGGUGCGUUUCUUGGAGCAGCAGAAUAAGGUGUUGGAGACUAAGUGGGCGCUGCUGCAAGAGCAGGGCCAGAGCUCUGGUGUCACCAGGAACAACCUGGAGCCCCUGUUUGAGGCCUACUUGGGCAGCCUGCGCAGGCAGCUGGACGGCCUCCAGGGCGAGCGGGGGAAGCUGGACUUGGAGCUGAGGAACGUGCAGGAGCUCGUCGAGGACUUCAAGAACAAGUACGAGGAUGAAAUCAACAAGCGCACUGCCGCCGAGAAUGAGUUCGUGGUGCUCAAGAAGGAUGUGGAUGCUGCGUACAUGGGCCGAAUGGAUCUGCAUGGCAAAGUGGGCACCUUGACCGAGGAGCUCGACUUCCUGAAUCAUCUCUAUGAAAUGGAGCUGAGCAAUGUGCAGACCCAUGUGUCUGACACCAAUGUGGUCCUGUCCAUGGACAACAACCGCUGCCUGGACCUGGACAGCAUCAUCGCCGAGGUCAAGGCCCAAUAUGAGGAGAUUGCCCAGAGGAGCAAGGCUGAGGCUGAGACCCUGUACCACAGCAAGUAUGAGGAGCUGCAGGUGACGGCUGGGAAGCACGGGGACAACCUGCGGGACACCAAGAAUGAGAUUGCUGAGCUCACCCGCACUGUCCAGAGGCUGCAGGGUGAGGUGGAUGCAGUCAAGAAACAGUGCCAGCAGCUGCAGACUGCCAUUGCGGACGCAGAGCAACGCGGGGAGCUGGCUUUAAAGGAUGCUCAGAAGAAACUGAUGGACUUGGACACAGCCCUGCACCAGGCCAAGGAGGACCUGGCCCGGCUGCUGCGCGACUACCAGGCCCUCAUGAACGUCAAGCUGGCCCUGGACGUGGAGAUCGCCACCUACCGCAAGCUGCUGGAGAGCGAGGAGAGCAGGAUGUCUGGAGAAUGUCCCAGUGCUGUCAGCAUUUCUGUGACCGGCAACUCUACCACGAUGAGCGGAGGUGGCACUGCCGGCUUUGGGGGUGGCAUCUCCCUGGGUGGGAGUGGGGGUACCAGCAAGGGUGGUUUCAGCACCAAUGUGGGCUACAGCACUGUCAAGGGAGGGCCUGGGGGCACCUCCAUCCUGCGAAAGACCACCACAGUCAAGACGUCCAGCCGGAGGUAUUAGCUGCCGAGCCUUGUAAGCAGGGGCCCCUGCAGUCUUUUCCCUGCCCCACUCACCCACCUUGGCUGCCCUCCCCACCCACCUCCUUCGGAGCAGGCACGGCCCCAGGACCACAGAUCCAGUGUAUUUGCAUGCCAGAUUCUUAACAUGUAAUCUGCGUUUUGGGAAGGGCUCAAGUCUACUCAGAUUUCUCCCUGGUUCUACAAUGGAAUGGGAGGUCAAGGCCACCAGCUUGAGUGAUGUGUUUGGGUGACUUAGGGAUGACCUUUUGACCACUGAGAGGAGGCUGGAUUUUCCAGGCCAUCUCAGCUUCCCUCACCUCCUCUGCUCAUCUGAUCCGAGCUCAGGGCAGGCUGGGAGAGGAGGGGAAGUCAGGAGUGGUCCCUAAAUGCCUUUCAACCUCUCCUGUUUCCCACUAGACUCACCCUCUCCCUGAAUCUACCCACAUCCCCCUCCCCUGUCUAUGCCUGUGAUGUGUCUCAAUAAAUGGCAUCUGUAGUUA